Molecule: messenger RNA, 1185 nt
Organism: Daldinia childiae
Lineage: Eukaryota; Fungi; Ascomycota; Sordariomycetes; Xylariales; Hypoxylaceae
Exons: 3
Coding region: 1-1185 (394 amino acids)
Molecular function (GO): nucleotide binding
Source: RefSeq, a predicted model, not a curated record
AUGGCCUCUCAACCCUUUACCCUCAAGUGGGGUAUUAUGGCCACCGGUGGCAUUGCUCAGACUUUCGCAAAGGACCUGCUUGCUAACCCCGCAAUACGUGAUGUCCACGACGUCGCUCACAAGGUGGUCGCAGUCGCAUCCUCAUCCUCUAAGGAGAGCGCCACAUCUUUUCUCGAAAAGGUCAAGGCCCCAGAAGGCGCCAGAGCGUAUGGCUCUUACGCUGAGUUGGUAAACGACCCAGACGUUGAGAUCGUCUACGUCGCAACUCCCCACAGCCAUCAUUUCCAGAACACUAUGCUAGCUCUGGAAGCCGGCAAGCAUGUUCUGUGUGAAAAGGCUUUCACAGUUACCGCUUCCCAGGCACGAAAGCUGGUUGAGGUUGCCAAGGCUAAGAACUUGUUCCUGAUGGAAGCCGUCUGGACACGGUACUUCCCUCUUAGCAUCAAGAUUCGAGAGCUGGUGCAAUCUGGAGCCAUUGGCCCCGUAUAUCGAGUUAUUGCCGACAACUCAUUUGGCUGUGACGGGCCAAACGGCACCCUAACAUUCCCCGAUGAGCACCGGAUGGUGAACCCGGACCUAGCAGGCGGCGCACUCCUAGACCUAGGAAUCUACUCUCUAACAUGGCUCUUCCAAAUCCUCUACCACCUGCAGCCCGAGCCGGAAAAGGAAGCUCCCCACACCGUCGCCGCUAUCAACAAGUACUCCACCGGCGCCGACGAAUCGACCAACAUCAUCCUGCAGUUCCCCAAGCACAAGAGCAUGGGAAUCGCCAUGACGACGCUGCGCAUCGCCACCAACACGGACGGCCAGAACAGUGGCGGCCCCGCCAUCAAGAUCCAGGGUGCCCUCGGCGAGAUCCACGUCAUGGGCCCCGCCUACUCGCCCCUGCAGUACAAGAUCGUGCGCAAGGACGGCGCCGGCAAGAUCGACGUCGUCGAUUGUCCGAUCCCCAAGGAUCCCGAGCGCGAAGGCUGGGGCCACGGCAUGUUCUGGGAGGCGGACGAGUGCGCGCGAUGCCUGCGCGACGGCAAGAAGGAGAGCGCUACUAUGCCGUGGUCCGAGAGCAUCGUCAUCAUGGAGGUUAUGGACACGGCGCUUAAGCAGGGCGAUGUCAAGUAUCCUGAUGUGAUUACGACCGAUGUGUACGAUCCGAAGAGCCCGCUGAAUACUGGGGCUAAGUAUUAG